This is a messenger RNA of Populus euphratica (Euphrates poplar), 2077 nucleotides long. Its product is annotated as two-component response regulator-like APRR2. The transcript is spliced from 9 exons. The record is from RefSeq and is a predicted model, not a curated record. Gene Ontology annotation, cellular component: nucleus. Gene Ontology annotation, molecular function: DNA-binding transcription factor activity; transcription cis-regulatory region binding. Gene Ontology annotation, biological process: phosphorelay signal transduction system; positive regulation of DNA-templated transcription. The annotation marks the transcript as partial. NCBI's taxonomy places the organism in Eukaryota, Viridiplantae, Streptophyta, Magnoliopsida, Malpighiales, Salicaceae.
AACCUAUGGUCACAGGUGAGUACGAGCAACAGCAAUGGGAGUUUCAAGUUUCUAGAAACUGCAAAGGACUUGCCUACCAUUAUGACUUCAAACAUUCAUUGCCUGAACACCAUGAUGAAGUGCAUAGCGCUUGGUGCAGUUGAGUUCCUUCGGAAACCACUCUCUGAAGAUAAACUAAGGAAUAUAUGGCAGCAUGUGGUUCAUAAGGCAUUUAAUGCAGGAGGGAGUGUUCAAUCCAAAUCACUAAAGCCUGUCAAAGAUUCUAUAGUUUCUAUGCUUGAGCUCAAAGUGGAACUUGAAGAAAACAAGGAUGAGAACAUGGAGAAAACAGAAAAUGUGUCUUUGGCUCACGAAAGCAAUGAGCAGCAGUCACCAGCUAGAGAUAAGCAUCCAGCUCCUUCAACUUGGCAAUUUAAACAAGUUGGGUGGCUGCUGGAUGAUGGAGAUUGCCAAGACCAUAUUAACUUCUCAGUAGAAAAGGAUAGUGUGGAGCAAGAGGGGGAGUCUAAAUCAUUCGAAACAACUUGUACCAUGUCUCAAGAAACUCUACAAGCAGGGCAUCCUCCAUGCUUUAUAGAGACUGUGAUCAAAGAGACGGGCGGCUUAACUGAUGGUGCCAAGAGUGAGAAUAACAUACAUCCCAAUCCACAAAAUAAAGACAGUCUCAACCAUUCUAAUGAUGUUGCUUCUGAUCUUCAUACUUCCGAUGGGACUAGAGCUAAUCGAAAGAAGAUGAAGGUAGACUGGACACCAGAGCUUCACAAAAAAUUCGUGCAAGCGGUGGAAAAACUAGGUGUAGAUCAAGCAAUUCCUUCACGAGUAUUAGAGCUAAUGCAAGUGGAAAGCUUGACAAGGCAUAAUGUAGCAAGUCAUCUGCAGAAAUAUCGAAUGCGCAGGAGGCCUAUUUUGCCCAAGGAAGAUGACCGGCGAUGGCCACAUCAUAGAAAGCAAGAAUCAAGGAGUUAUUAUCCAUAUAAACCUAUCAUGGCAUACCCUCCAUAUCAUUCUAACCAUGAUCUUCCAACCAGCCCAGUCUAUCCUAUGUGGGGACCAACAGGUAGUCACACAGCUAGCAUGCAUACAUGGGGCACACCCAGCUAUCUCCCAUGGCCCCCAACAGAAAUUUGGCACAGGAAGCCUUAUCUAGGGAUGCAUGCGGAUGCAUGGGGUUGCCCUGUGAUGCCACCAUUGCAUAGUCCUUUUUCUUCUUUUCCUCAAAAUGCAUCUGGGUUUCAAAGUGCCAGCAUGGUCAAUAACAGCUGUGGCAUUCCACAAAAAUCUUUUGACCUACAGCCAGCUGAGGAGGUUAUCAACAUGGUAGUGAAAGAGGUAAUCAACAAGCCUUGGCUACCGUUGCCCAUAGGCCUCAAGCCCCCGUCUACAGAUAGCGUCCUAGCGGAGCUCUCCAGGCAAGGCAUCUCAUCAAUUCCUCCCCUCUGCUCUAAUUCCUUCUAAUGUGGUGCCAUUUAAUCAGAUUAUGGUAGCUAACUCUAGUUCAGCUGGUCCUUCAUCAGUCUUCAUCAAAAGAUUAGACUCCACCAAUCAUAAAAAAGUUUUCGACAAACAUGAUUUGAUACGUCCGUAGCAAAUUCUAAAUUGGCUCGAGACCGUCUAUCUUAUAGCUCACGUGUCUUUGAAGCGCAUGUGCUAGAGAUGACAUCAGGCCACGUAAGGACAGCCAAAAAGGUCUCGCUGUCCAUUGGCACAGUGAACAGACAGUCCGAAGAGGCAACAUAAACAUCUAUGAAAGCCAUGUAGACACCUUAUGCAUCUCAUGUCAAAGUUGUGGUUGUGAACAGAUCAUAACAGAGGGCAUGUUGGCCUGCUGGGUGUUCUGUUUUCUUGUAGAAAAAAAAAAUUAGAGCUUUGUUUGAGAAAUUGCUGAGGGUGUCGUUUUUUGGUCUGUUCAGUUGGGCCUUAUCAAUGUGUAAUAAUGGGCAAUGGGGGUGAUUGAGACUGCAUGGAUUUUGUCAAUAAUGUCGACGACUUGACAUGAAAUCAUUGAUGCUUGCUGACUAGUUUUCUAUCUCUAACAGUCUUGAUGGAGUCCUGAAAUGAGGUGCAAUUUGUUGAGAAA